Schistosoma rodhaini is the source of this 1411-nucleotide messenger RNA. NCBI's taxonomy places the organism in Eukaryota, Metazoa, Platyhelminthes, Trematoda, Strigeidida, Schistosomatidae. The record is from the annotation of a GenBank genome assembly.
GCAAAAGUUACACUUUAAUACCAAUACCUAAGAAAUAAAACGUAAAUCAGCGUAUUCUUAUCCCGUUCAAUCAUAUUGAAAUGUGAAAGGAAGCUGUUGAAAGUUGUACGCCCUUGUUUUAAAAAGCUUCGUUCGUUCUAAGUACACGUAUAUUCAUUUGGUUAUGUCGCGCUAUUCACAUUCCCAAAGGAUGAAUCUGGGGACUAUUUUUAAUUUUCGAGAUCUCGACAAAAAUGUUCAAGUCCAUCUUAAGAACGUAUACAGUACACUCUCUGUUGGUUUGAUAUUAUCGUGUGUUGGGGCAUACCUAUUCCAAAUAAACUCUUUCCUGCAGUCUAUUACAACUUCUCUGAUGGUUUUGUCAUUCAUUUUAUCCCUUGGAAGCUCUCUGUUCAUUUAUUUUACGCAACACUCGAGAGAAACCCUUCAUUCUAGACUUGGUGCUUUUUUCUUGUUCUGUUUCUCUACAGGUAUUGGUUUCGGUCCGCUUCUUCAAGCUUUGUCAAUAAUCAGUCCUGAUACUAUUCCAACUGCCCUUUUGGGUACUGCCUUGAUUUUCGUCUCAUUCACUUUAGCAGCACUGUUUACACGAAAACGAUAUUACAUUUAUCUUGGUGCUGCCUUGAUGUCUGCAAUCAGUUUGUUGACAACAUUUAGCUUCAUGAACUUAUUUAUUCGUUCUCCGGCCAUAUACACCGCUGAACUCUACAUUGGAUUGGCUAUAUUUUGUGCAUUUGUGGUUUUCGAUACCCAAUUAAUUGUUGAAAAACGCCGUAAUGGGGAUACUGACUUCGUAUGGCACACGUUGGAUUUGUUCAUUGAUUUUAUAGAAAUAUUCCGUCAUCUUCUUAUAAUCCUCAACUCUAAAAGGAGACGUAAUCGUGAUGAAGAUUAAAGAAAAAAGAUGGUCUUUAUUUCUUGACCGUUCAACUAUAACUUGUUUACAUUGCUUAUUAAUAAUAAUACUCUUUACUGGUAUUAUUUCACUUAAUCUUUCUACUUCGCAUUUUCUUGAAAAACAAAAAUAACUGAAGUACUUAAUUUUAAAAAAAUUUGUUAUAAUAAAUUUACGUUGUUUUUGAUUAAGUCAAGAUUAACAUGAACUUAAUCAACACAAAAAAUAUGUUUUAUUUAAAAAAAGUGUAUUCUGAUACUCUUUUUGCUCUAAAUAUCAAACUAUUCAGAAAUAUGCCCCAACUUUACUUGCACCAAUUAAAUUGAUUGUUUUUUUUUCACUUUGUCUUUUGGUUUCUUGUUAUUGUGAUCCAUAAUGAACGAAAGAGUAAGCUGUUGAAAUACUUUUUUAAUUUCAUCUAUUAGGUUUCAAGUUUAAUUAGUUCAGCUGUAAAACUAAGUUAUGGGAGAUUAAACGUGUUUGUCAGUUACCAAAUCAUCUAGGACUUAGUAAUAG